AUGAUCCACAUCGCCAUUCUCGACUGCGACCUCCCCGUUCCCGCCGUCUACCCAACCCGCGGUCUAUACAGCUCCCAAUUCCGCACUCUGCUCCAAUCCGCCGCCGCACGACUCCCCCGCAACAUCGCCAUCCACACCACGGCGUUCGACGUCGUCGGCGGCUGUCUCCCUCCCUUGGCGAGUCUACGCACCGAUCCCCGUUCAGAAAAUGAACCCCCAUCACCAUCAAACCCACUCGCCCAACCCAUCGACGCCAUCCUCAUCACUGGCGCCGCCGCCGGCGCCUACGAAACAGACACCCAUGCCUGGAUCAUCCCGCUGACAUCUUACCUGCGUACCGUGUAUCGUGAUUUCCCACACGUGAGAUUCUUUGGGUCCUGUUUUGGACACCAGAUCCUAGCGCAGACGCUGCUCUCGUCGUCUUUGAAGAACGAGCCAUGCCCCCAUGGUCGCGAGAUGGGUCUCGUCCCCGUGUCUCUGGAAGAGAGAUUCCUCGCUUCGUUCCCGUCGGUGGCCACCUUGCUUCCAGAUCGAAACUUGAGACUCCAGAUGAUUCAUGGGGAUUGGGUGGUGCCGGUCUCCCGAGACACAAACAAUGUCGUCGAACUGCCGGAGCCGUGGAUGAAUAUCGGGUCCACUGCGCAGUGUCCCGUGCAGGGACUUUUUUGUCCCGGAAGGGUGUUGACGUUUCAGGGCCACUUCGAGUUCGAUGUGUUUGUGAAUGGUGAAACAUGUCAAGAGUUUGCUCGUCGGAUGGGCUGGGAUAAGGACCGGGUUCGGGAGUGGUUGGGGCUGAUUGAGAGGGGACAGGACGGUGAUGAUGCAAAGGUGGCUGCGGAAAUUGUGGUGAUGUUUUUUGCGGAUGUAUGA
Aspergillus tanneri is the source of this 870-nucleotide messenger RNA. Its product is annotated as type 1 glutamine amidotransferase. The transcript has a single exon. Gene Ontology annotation, cellular component: cytosol; nucleus. NCBI's taxonomy places the organism in Eukaryota, Fungi, Ascomycota, Eurotiomycetes, Eurotiales, Aspergillaceae. The coding region runs from base 1 to 870 and encodes 289 amino acids. The record is from RefSeq and is a predicted model, not a curated record.